Molecule: messenger RNA, 1056 nt
Organism: Colletotrichum orchidophilum
Lineage: Eukaryota; Fungi; Ascomycota; Sordariomycetes; Glomerellales; Glomerellaceae
Exons: 6
Coding region: 1-1056 (351 amino acids)
Source: RefSeq, a predicted model, not a curated record
AUGUCGGCCAACGCCCUUCGCCCUAACGGUCCCCUGAACAAUGGCCAGAAGACCACCGAUAAGUAUCGCUGCAAGAUUGGUGGAGAGUGGAGGCCUUGGUCCAGCUUCUCGAAGAAGCAGCAGAAGCUUGUCCAAGAUAAGCUUGAUCAACGCGUCAGCAUCGACCAUGCCAACAGCGGCAUGGUCUGUCGUGUCCACUCGGGCGAGCCUGUCAAGGAGAUCCGAUGCGAGGGCCCCUGUGACAAGAUCCAGGUUUUGGACCAGUUCUCCAAAAAUAACAGAACGAAGGGGGUCAACAUCUGCAAGUCUUGCCAGCACUGGAUCAACACCCAGGAACCCGGCUAUACUCCCUGGGCCGGCCCUAAUACUCAACUGGAUCCCUUGGAGGAUACAGAUGACUACGAGACCCGCCUCCCAACUGAACCGUCUGACAUCUUUGACUUUCAUAGCGAGGCUGAAAGGCCUCUCGCUCCCGUCACUGGCACCAACGGCAUCACUGUCCCAGGAAAUGUCGAGACGAAGCUUCAAUCUCUCAGCAUUAACGACUCUGCUAGCCAUAAGAUCACCGCCCCAACCCUGGGUAUUGACAGCACUGCCUUUGCCAAUCGAAAGGCUAGCUCGGUCAUCUCGAAUAACACCGAGACGGGUUCGGAGAGCUUGCUCAAAGGACCAAACAUAUGGUUCACGCAUGCCAAGAUUGCCCAGAGCUAUAGGUCUGGCAUCGAAUAUAACGCCUAUGACUCGACUGGUCAACAGCACCUCAAGACCAAGACUCACACUGUGCAGUCUGGCCAUUCCUCCACGAUGAGCUCCAUGGCUGCUGCUUCGAACAGUCACGCCCAGACCGACGAAAGAGGUCGCCCUCAGAGGGCAUCGAACGCUCAGGCUCACAAUCCCGCCAGAGUUGUACCUAGCGGCCCCUGGCCUGGAGAUCGACAGCGCGAUAGAAAGCAGCUCACCGAGCAGGAGCAUCGCGACCUCCAGAGAAACAGACCUUCCAGACAGCCCGUCACUGUUCCUUACGGCAACUAUGACGACGACGAUGACGAUGAGUGA